GACGUAAUUCCUUCAAAUGUUUGACAGUUUUUUAAGGAUGACUGAAGCCAUACAUCAGAAGGUGCGUUCAAGUACUUCACUCAACCCAGCCAUUCAAUCUUUACCUCCUUCACUCUGUCCGAAGAACUUCAGGAGAAUCAGACGCACAGAAGACAGCGGUCCCUAUCCCAUUCCCGGACUCAACGCAGACUUUCUCCACAUGCGAGUAAGAGAAGGAAGCAAAAUCCGCAAUUUGCUGCGGUUUGCAAUAGCUCGCAUGCAAGGCGAGGCUCGAGACAGCCAUGGGCAGUCACCGAGACAGGUGGUCUUCACUGGUUCGGAUAGAGGGGUCACCAAGACUAUCACCUGUGUGGAGAUCUUCAAACGCAAAGUGGAAGGGCUCCACCAGGUGUCCAAACUCUACUACAAGACCGUGGAUGAAGUUUGGGAAGCAUCGCAACAGGCAGCGCCGGGGAUAACCGUGCAGAGGACGGUCCCGGCCAUUUGUAUCCUGCUCUCCAAAGACCCUCUCAAUCCCCAGGAGCCUGGAUACCAGCCUCCCCAGUCAGCCAGCGUUCCCUCAGAGGGUAUAGGGAUGUACACAGCCAUGCUCAGGCCGCCGCAAUGCUCCAUGGCAGCUAAGAAACUCUGCCUGGAGGACUGGAGCAAAUGUGCUCCAUGAAUUGAGCUAGAUUUCUAUGUUGGAGGUUUAUUUGUUGAAAUACUGUAUGUCCACAUUUAUAACUGUUCUACUGGGAUAACUCGAUUUUCCUCACAACAUGCCAGCAAGAUUGUUUCGCAUAUACACACAAGCAGUGAGAAGGGCAAUAGACAUGAGUGAGCGAGAGCAUUCAAAUCAAUUGUGGAGAUUUGUGUUUUAACUUACAAUAAA
Molecule: messenger RNA, 871 nt
Organism: Syngnathus typhle (broad-nosed pipefish)
Lineage: Eukaryota; Metazoa; Chordata; Actinopteri; Syngnathiformes; Syngnathidae
Product: ribonuclease P protein subunit p25-like protein
Exons: 1
Coding region: 17-661 (214 amino acids)
Biological process (GO): tRNA 5'-leader removal
Cellular component (GO): ribonuclease MRP complex
Molecular function (GO): RNA binding
Source: RefSeq, a predicted model, not a curated record